UAGUUAACAAGUGUUAACUAAUUAACCUUGUUGUAAAGUGUUACUGUAAACUCUUUUAAUGCUGUUUUGUAUGUUUUAACACAAGUGAAUGUGCCGAUGAAGUAAAAGAAAAUUGAAUAUUCACGUCAUUCAAUCUUGUUUAAAGAGCUAUAAAGUGUGUCCUUGAAUAUGCACCAAAUCACAUAAGAUUUAAUUUAAUGUAAGAUUUAAUCUAAAAACUAAUCAAUAGCAAAGUUGUAAAGACAUUAGAUUAUUAAAGGUUGAUAAAGGCCACAUAUCGAUCAGAACAGACAUUUAUGACCCUGAACGAAUGGCUCCUGCACCAGUAGAAGGAGAUCAGGAUGGUGUGGGUUAACAGCAUCAUAGCCAUAUAAUCACCAACCCCCUUCAUAUCACCAAAGACGCAGUGUACUCAGACGGCCAUUGCAGCAGCAUCAAGAGCGUCUAAGAAAUGUCACAAAUAAACAUCGAAUAGAAGGUGGAGAAUCUGCAGGGGAAGAUAAGUGUGCCGAGCGUUCAUCUAAAGAGGAUUUAUGGUGAAACGAGGCUGUGAAUAGGUGCUUUUGGGUUGAUGACCGGCCGUAAAACACAGACGGGAGAGAUGAGGAAGGAUGAAACAAAGGAAGGAGUAAAAGAGAGAGAGUGAAAUGGUGGUAGAUAAAGCACAAGACGGGACCAUGAGCUCUGUGCCACCUUACGACUCGCUACCAGCUCGGCCGAGCCCUUGCCGUGCAAAAGAGUGGGAAAGAGAGCUGCACGGUGCUCAAAGACUGUCUUCCCCACUUCGUCCUGCUUUACCCUCCAUUUCCCGACGGCCUUCUGUGCUUCCUGGAUAUCUGCUCUCACCCUCCCGAGAGUACACUGACCAACAACGUCUUUCAUUAUCGCUGUGCUCGGAGGCCUCGCUGGCGCCCCCUGUGCCUGCUGUGGGUGCCGCCCCACCGUGCUGCCGGGCGGUGGGAGUCAUGCCCUUGCUGCGCCUUGCACUCCUGAUUUUCAGCUUCCUUUUUUGGGCUGCAGGUCUUGCAAUCUUCACCCUAGGUGUCUGGGCGCAGGCUUCAUUGUCCGAUUACAUGCUUCUCUCUGCAAACCGCUACCCAAAUGCGCCCAUCAUCUUGUUAGGUACAGGUGCUGCUGUGACCGCUUGGGGCUUUUUGGGAUGUUUGGGAGUGGCUGCCAACCUUCCUUACCUUCUGCGGGCAUAUGGCUUCUUCCAGUUGGCCACACUCAUGGGUGGACUAGCAUUGGGUCUCUCAGGGCUCUUUUACAGGGAGAAUAUUGCUGAAGGUUUCCGUAGCGGGCUUAAGAAAGCUGUUUUGGACUAUGGAGAAGAUGAGGGCCAUGCAGAUGCGCUGGACAGCCUGCAGAGGGCGCUUGAGUGCUGUGGCGCCGAGGGUUGGCGCGAUUGGCUCAUGUCCGAUUGGGCUAUUCAAGAUUCUGUUUACUCAACAGGAAGUUCGGGGAAUGAUUCCUCCACUUUGUCAUUACCAGACAGUUGUUGUAUUAAACGUAAAGGCUGUCGCAAUAGACCCUUGCCAGAGAGUGGAUUCCGGAACAUCAAGCUUGCAGGGAUUCACACUCAUGGUUGUUUCCUCAAAGUCUUCAGCUUGGUAAAUGACAACGUCUUUCAUAUUGCAGCAACAGUCCUGGGUCUUGCUUUCACACAGGUGGCAGGUAUAGCCCUCACAUGUCUGCUUGCCAAUCGUCUUUCACCCAGACUGCAAAGACAAGCUCAUUGAAAUAAAAAAAGCAUCAUGAAUUUAAUUUCUCUAGACUUUCAUAUACUUACUGCAGUUUUUUGAGUUCAGAUCAGUUUAGAAACCAGUUACCAUUUUUUGGACAAAUGCAACAAAUAAACACUGCAAGUGUGUUGUAAACAUUAUUGAAUGUCUAGUAAAAUAUGUGCAUUAUCUUAUAUAUAAUUAACUUUCUGAUUGUUGCAUGACUCUGAAUGACUAAUGUUUUUGUCCAAUAGUCCAUUUAGCUUCCAUUACUGACUUAAAUAUUAUGUAUAAAAAGUUAUAAAUCGUCUAUAUACCGUAUCUCGUAUUCUGUAAAUUUUCUAUUUAUGGCCCUUUAGAUAUGUAACACUGAUUGUGGAGUGCAUGGGGUUUCUAAACAGUAUACUGACUUGCUCUUGAAUGCUUCACCGGCAGGUAAUUGUACCUUGAUUAUAUAAAUAUUGUCAAUUAAAAGAAAGAAAAAAGACAAAAAUAGGUAUUUUUAAAAAAAAAUAAACAUAAAACAAUAACAAUAUUAUAGAAUUGCAUGACCAAAUGCACAAUGUUGUUGUAUUAAACCUUGCAGUUUUAGUGACAAUAAUGUGAUUAUUCAUAAUUGUGAAUUGCCACUUGUAACCCAUUUCAUUUGACAUUCUGA
Carassius carassius (crucian carp) is the source of this 2379-nucleotide messenger RNA. RefSeq names its product tetraspanin-7-like. The transcript has a single exon. NCBI's taxonomy places the organism in Eukaryota, Metazoa, Chordata, Actinopteri, Cypriniformes, Cyprinidae. Gene Ontology annotation, cellular component: membrane. Bases 648 to 1739 code for a protein of 363 amino acids. The record is from RefSeq and is a predicted model, not a curated record.